AAAAUGAACCGUCCUGUCUCCUGAAGCUGACGUAUAGCGUGAGACUCCGACUGUAGUGUGACGUUAAAAUCGGUUCCUUCCAACAUUCUAUACUAGGAUUUUUCUCUUCGGUUACUCGAAGAUAAAACUUCAAACUCGAGUUGUCUACUAAGAAUAUCACAUAUCUAAAAAAUAAUGUCUAGCCCAACGAAGGAAGAUUUGCCUAAAAUACCAAAUGCCAUGAAAAAUGAACUCACUAGUUUUGACGUAGGAAAAAUGAAUCGUGCUUUAAUGCAGGAAAAAAAUCCACUUCCAUCAAAAGAAGACAUAGAACAGGAAAGAGCUCAUCAAGAAUUCUUAGCAGGAGUACAAAAUUUUAAACGUUCUACUCUUCAACGUACUGAAACUCAAGAAAAGAUUGUUCUUCCAACUGAAGAAGAUGUGAAAGAAGAAAAAAAGCAUAUGGAACUAAUAACAGGAGUACAGAAUUUUGAAAAAUCAAAAUUACAACAAACUAAAACACUUGAAAAGAUUGUUUUGCCUACAAAAGAAGCAAUUGAACAAGAAAAAGGCCAGAAGGAAUUACUCCAGGGAAUUGAAGGUUUUGAUAUAGCUAAAUUGAAGCAUACACAGACACAAGAGAAAAAUAUACUCCCUUCCAAAGAAGUUAUCGAUCAGGAGAAAGGCUGUGCCUAAAGCUACUUGAUCUUCACUCUUUUCAUACUUAUGGAGAACUGGAUGCUCCUGUAACUGUUCUGCAUGCCAUAAUUUUGAAAUCUUUCUAUAUUUAGUUAUGUGGAAUGCUUAAUAAAAAUGUCUGUCCUUUUCUACAUGGCUAUUCAACUCAAAUUUUUGAUGGAAAAUUUUUGAUUUUACACGAAUUUUUAAUGUAAUUAUUUAAAAUGAGUGAAAACUCUCAAUGUCUAUGAUUUUAGCCAUGUUAGAAAAUGAAAAAUUUUCUCUCCGAAUUCUGAAUGGAGAAAAGAAUUUUUAGCUUUGUAAUUUGUGCUGUGGUCACAUCCAUUUGUAGUAGAAAACAUACAUGAAUCCAUGUAUUAUCUAGAUGGCAAUUUUAGUGAAUGGCAUGAGUAGCCUAAAUUGCAAAGUAUUUUGCUAGUCUGGACAUAGUUGUUCCUUUUUGUUAUUAAGGACUACUUUAAAGUGCCAUUCAUCAUUUUAGGAAAAAUUUUCUAUUAAUAUAUAGAUUUUUGACAGCAUUUUUGUAGAAAUAUUUUAUGGUAAGCAGAUUUAUAUUUUAUAAAUGUUUUGUAACAAGUUUUUUGAAAAAAAAGAUCAAAAUUUUGCUAUCACAAUUUUUUAUCAUUGUAAUUUUCUAGGAGUGUACGAACUUUGCAUUCGUCUUCAUAUCAAGCUUUUAUACUUGCUUUUUUACGAAAUUAUAAUAAUGAUUAUAUUUAUGUUCACGGAAUGAGUAUUAUUCAUACUGUGAAAUUUGGUAAUCAAUUAAAAUGACCACAGGAUGA
Molecule: messenger RNA, 1463 nt
Organism: Centruroides sculpturatus (bark scorpion)
Lineage: Eukaryota; Metazoa; Arthropoda; Arachnida; Scorpiones; Buthidae
Product: thymosin beta-like
Exons: 6
Coding region: 175-675 (166 amino acids)
Biological process (GO): actin filament organization
Cellular component (GO): cytosol
Molecular function (GO): actin monomer binding
Source: RefSeq, a predicted model, not a curated record